AUGCAGAUAGCGGUUGUGAACGCGAAGUUUGCGCUCAAUGCUAAUAUUCUGUCCGGAGGGCCAGAAGAGAGUCGUUUUCUGUUGCGGCGUUUAUUUUCUGAGGUGAUGGAUCAGGCCAAGGCGAAAGCUAAGCCUCGAAUGACAGAGGAAGAACGAGCAGCCCUUGCGAAGAAAUUGGACGAUGAUUUGGAACACUUUAUGGAAGAAAUGGCCGCGAAAAAGGUAUUUAAAUUGUAUAUGCUGCUGAACAGACAGAGAAAAAGCCUUUCGAUUUUUGACGAAUGGUGCAGAGACAUCGAUCAACAUCCUGCUUUUAUGAAAGAUCUUGAUGCUGGGCUGAGCGGUCAAUAUGCGGAUACUUUGAGUGCAUUACAGGAUGACAUGGAAGAUAAGCAGUUAAGUGCUGAACGGCAUAAAGAGGAAGGCAAUAAACACUUCAAGUUCAAAAAGUAUCGCUGGGCCACCGAUUGUUAUUCUGAAGGUAACGUUACCGAUGUAGAGAAGAAACAGCUCGACGCUCUAGAGCAGGUCAAAGAAAAAGCCGUUAAUGCGGUAUUGGUGGAGGAACGCAACAAACGAAAAGCUCGUGCAGAAGAAAAGAAGGAUUUAGAAGAAAAACGACGCCUAUUAAAAGCUUUGUCUGAUCGAAAACUCAAUUUUCGACCUCGUCUUCCGUUUAGCCGUCCUGAACUUAUGGAUUGGUCAUUACUAGAGGCUGCUGAACAGACAGAGAAAAAGCCUUUCGAUUUUGACGAGUGGUGCAGAGACAUCGAUCAACAUCCUGCUUUUAUGAAAGAUCUUGAUGCUGGGCUGAAUGGUCAAUAUGCGGAUACUUUGAGUGCAUUACAGGCUCUCAAGUACGAUGAAGAUGACAUGGAAGAUAAGCAGUUAAGUGCUGAACGGCAUAAAGAGGAAGGCAAUAAACACUUCAAGUUCAAAAAGUAUCGCUGGGCCACCGAUUGUUAUUCUGAAGGCAUUAAGGUGCAGUGCAUGGAUUUAAAGUUGAAUUCGGUCCUUUACGGAAAUCGGGCUGCCGCUCAAAAGCACAUUGGCAAUCGACGAUCUGCCAUAAAAGACUGUGCAAUGGCUCUGAAGUUUGACCCUAGAAAUUUGAAGGCGGCAAAUCGAGGUGCAGAGUGUUUGUUGGAACUUGGAUAUGCACAACAAUGUGUAGAUUGGAUUGAGCGGGCCAAGAAAACCUUUGCAUUUACCAAGGAAACUGAAGAAGAAGGUAACGUUACCGAUGUAGAGAAGAAACAGCUCGACGCUCUAGAGCAGGUCAAAGAAAAAGCCGUUAAUGCGGUAUUGGUGGAGGAACGCAACAAACGAAAAGCUCGUGCAGAAGCAGGACAGGUCGACAUACUGACUGAUUGUGACGAAACAGCGCAAAUUGGCUCAGUCUUACGACCUAUGUUCGAAACACCUGCGGAAUGGGAUAAAGACCAUAAAUUCAGGUUAGAAAAUAUUCGUAUGUUUGUGUCAGACGAGUGGAAUGAAUAUGUUCAUGGAAGUUUGGGAAUGGUCAACAUUUACACACGCGAUGAAAUCGAAAAGAAGCUGUCGGAUAUGGGUGAAAAUAAGUUCGUCAUCAAUUAG
This is a messenger RNA of Ostertagia ostertagi, 1596 nucleotides long. The record is from the annotation of a GenBank genome assembly. NCBI's taxonomy places the organism in Eukaryota, Metazoa, Nematoda, Chromadorea, Rhabditida, Trichostrongylidae.